Molecule: messenger RNA, 9576 nt
Organism: Bactrocera oleae (olive fruit fly)
Lineage: Eukaryota; Metazoa; Arthropoda; Insecta; Diptera; Tephritidae
Source: RefSeq, a predicted model, not a curated record
UUUGGGCCGCGCAGCAGUCAGAAAAUCGAAGGUCUCGUCAGCCUUAAUCCGCCCCUUUGCUGUUAAUGGAUUUUAUAAGAGUAAAACCGUUCGAGGCUACUGAAAAUUUACUUAGUAACAAAUCCAACAUAAAUAAUUAAGCACAUAUUAAUUAAUAUAAUAAAAAAUAUCCAAAAUGAGGCAACAAAAGACAGAUAAAAUGCUCAAAGUGCGCGAGUUCAAUGAUUUGCUCAGCUGCCAUCUUUGCGCCGGCUAUAUGAUAAACCCAACAACGGUGGAUAAUUGCUUGCAUACAUAUUGUCGCAGUUGUAUUGUGCAACAUUUACAACGUGAGGCUUCUUGUCCGCUAUGCAAAAUUCUCGGCGGAUUCAAGCAAGUUAAUAUGGGCAAUUUGAGGCCAGAUGAUGUAAUGCGGGCAUUAAUUUUCAAAAUGGUACCCGGUCUAUAUCAAAAGGAAAGAGAGCGUGCAAUACAAUACAACGUAUCACAACUAAAUAGUGAACAGCGAAUAAAUGUUGAGGAAGCAUCCAAUGUUGUCGGCAGUGAGCAGGAGACAAUUGAAGAGAACUUUUUUGCGCCUAACGAACCAAUUAGUUUGUCAUUGGAAUAUCAUCCGACGUUGCUGAAGGGCUGCAGCACGAGUCAAAUACCGCCUGUGCGUUAUCUACAAUGUCCAGCUUGCUUGAAGAUACGUCACUUGAAACGUUUCCUCUGUUCCAAAUUCGACAUUGACCCGGAGAGUAAGCGUAUCGAGGUGGAAGUGAUUUAUGAGGAUGAGGUGUUGCCAAACGAUUUUACGCUAAUGGAUGUUGGCUAUUGUUACAACUGGAAGAGGCACGCACCUAUGCAAUUCACCUAUCGCAUACUUUUCUAUGGCAAUGAGUCUCAAAACCCAUCAAAGGGAAUCAAUAAAUCUGAGGUCGAGGUGAAACAGAAUACUCGUGUUGACACUAUAAAAACGACGGAGUUGAAAGAAAAUGAAGGAAUUACUCUUUGUGAUGAAGCGAGCAUCACAAACCUGUCUGCUGCUUCUUCCGUUAACUACAAAAACCAACAAACAUUGCAUAAAGCUCCUAAGAGCAAGAGUAAGUCUUCAAAGUCUAUUAAAAUCACUACAAAUAAAAUAUACAAUCAUCCGAGAAAUGAAGAAGUAAAUGCUCCCGUAAAAAUGAUAUUUGCGCGCAAAUCGAGCGUUGAGAGCGGCAAGAAACCUUCACCCAAGCGCAAUAACCACGACGAUGUAACGUAUACCGUAACAAAUGAUUUCAAGAGUCUACGCAGCAAUGAUAUGCGUUAUAGCGAUUAUGCUGUCUCAUCUACCACUAGCAAUAGUAAUUCUCCAAAAAAUUCACCGAAGAGUGAACAGCGGCUAGCCAAAUCUAUGGCGAAUGCAGCGCUCGCUGCUGAAACACCACCACCACUAACGGUACAAUCUGGGGGAGCUUCAUCGGCGACGGUGCCAAAAUGUGACAUUGUCGUGAGUAUACCACAGUCGCAGAUGCCGAAGUCGCCAUACUCGAUCGAUGAUGAAUUUGAGAAUGUAUCAUUGGCUCAGUUGAAAACGGCGAGUAAGAAGUCGCCUUCAAUCACAACAACAACUAACGUGACAGAGCCUACAAAAGGUGGCUCGACUAGAAAUGUGCCAAAGUUAAAAAUUGAAUUGAAUAGUCUGAAGACACGGUUGAGCAUUUCAAAGCCCAAAUCGGCUGGUGUGUUGUCAAGUGCGGAGACCUCAGAGAAACGCGAGCGUACCAAGCAGCGUAAACACUCAUUGGAUGAAGUAGCUGCACCAUUGAAUGAUAGACUCGAUAUAGAGACCUAUGCGAAAAAUAUCGGUUUGCAGCCAAUAGAGGUUUUGACGCCACCUGAAUCGUGUGAAAAGCUCAAAUACAGUCCGAAUGCCUCCCCGCUCUCGUCUGCAUCUUCGACAACCAGUUCGUCGAAUAAUGCUUUUCCGUUAGCCACACCCACUGAGUUGACUACGAAAACUUCUUUCCAUAAGAAAAGGAAAAAGAAGCACUCGAAAGAUUCGAAAGAGCCCAAGGAUAGCAAGCGGCGUAGAAUGCAUGCGGAAAUCUCCAGUAAACCGGAAGAAGAAAGUCUUAAAAUGAAAGUUAAGCUAACGGCACCACAUAAUCAUAAAUCCCACAAGUCUGAGAGUUCGAGUACAAAAAAGAAUAGCGAUGAAAUGCGUAAGUCACCACCGAUCGUUAGGGAUGUCAAAGUGCUAACAACUGCUACAGUUCCAAAUAUACCAGUGACACCAGUAAAUGAUAGUAUUUUGGCAUUGAACAAAACUCUUGGUGAGGAAUCGCGUAGCAUUAAUCAUCUCAUGAUGGAAAAGGAAAGAACCAAAGAGGUUGUCAAAGUGGUAAAGGCAGAUGAAACAUUGCUAACGCUACCACAGACAAAUUUACUUCCCAAACCCUAUAACAACAUAAGAGAUUCCAAAUUACCCGCUUCACCACCACUACCGCCCAGUCUCUUCAAGACGACACCACUUAACUUCAAUACACUCACAGUUACCAGUACGACCGCGGGUCAGUCAAAGUCUACAAAUAACUCGUCCAAGCAAAUGGACUUAACGAAGAGUAAACAGAUUGCGCCACAGACGGCAAAGCCAACUUCAGUACCGCAGUAUAACAGACAGGGCUCCCUAAGUGCUCCGAAACCACAUCCACAUUUCAUAGUUCCAAGCCUUCCACGCCGCCCCUCACCCGGCUCAAAUAGUUCGUAUACACCUUCGUCUAUAGCCAGUGCCAGUAGUAAACAGUUUGGCAUGCAAUUAAAACGCUCCGCCUCUUUGGAUGAGUCCUAUGCAAUUGGUGGACGUGCCAAGCAGCUUAAGCUUGAUGCGUCUCAACGUAAGGCGCUGUACGGCAGUUAUGCAAAUAAGCCGCUUACACCGCCAUCCACUAGUGUAAGUAUUACCAAACUGGCCGAUACUGCAACCAAUGUGCAAAGCUCUAGUGGCACUCAUAAUAAUGCAGUUACCAUCACGGCACGUCCACCGGGCGGCAUGACGCAGGAACAAAUGCGUUGGCAACUACCACCAUACACUCAGUUGCAUUUGCCGUUUAACAAGCCUGCUGUGGAAAUCGUGCGCAUCAACUCGAAUCAAAUGACCGCCGAUAUGCAUAUACCUGUGCUGAAUACAUCAAAGAGCGCACGUAUGAUGGGACCACCACUGUCUAUGGUGAAGGGCAAGAAGAACGUUGGACAUCAGUUAGGCACUAUGCCUUCCACUGGUGGGGUGAAAUCACCGCCAAUAUCGCACCAUGCUGUAACUUUAGGACAUGCCAGAAACAAUCCUUAUCGUCUAUCACCACCGGCGUUGGUAAAUCUACAAGGUCCACCAUUUACAGCGUCCAAGAAAAUGGGCGCACUAGCUACUGAUAAUACCUGUAAGAAACCGGAGAACUUGUGCAAGACCAACGGUACAACCGAUAAGCAGUUACAGCAAUCACGCAUUAGCUUGAGGGAUUUUAGACCGAUCUCACGUGAUCACACCAUCGAUAUAAUAGAUGUUACUGGAGGCAGUGGUAAGGAAGAGCUCAGCCCAGCGGCUGAUACUACAGUUAGUGCCACAGCUGUUACGCCGUCAGCGCGAGAAAGUCUGGAAGCUGCUUUGAACAAAAUUAAACAAAACAUCACUUCCACAACAACUGUGCAAGAUAGUGUCGCUGCUUCCGCCGCAAAGCAACAACAAUUGGCCUCGCCUACACAGAUGAGCAAUGAAGACCUACAGAAUCUACACUUGCUUUCCGAGUCGGCAACGACACGUGAAAAGAUCGCAAUACGCUCUUCGCAAUCUUAUGAGAAACCGAAAAUGCAACCAUCUUCUUUGGUGCGUCAGCAAAAUGCUUCUGUGCGCAACAUACCGAAUCCCUCAGCGUUGGCGUUUCGAAAUAUGUCGACGCUGCCCGCUGUGAGCUCCACUUUGGCGCCCGUGUCAACGGUUGUCGCAAGUCAAACCACCACCACCACCACCACCAGCUGCGCGCCACCUACAACCCCAUCCACACCAACAACCAGUCCCGCAUCACAAUCCACACAAAAAACAUUACCGCUGGUGUCGCUACCCGUAACCAGCUCGGCUGCGCCGCUUAGUCCCGGCAAUCCUGUGUUGCCGGCCAUAACAAGCAGCAGUGCCGUUAGCGCUACCAGCACAAGUAUAACCGUGGCACGCACCGUCAAGAAGCCGACAACCAUUGAUCAAGUCGCUGCUAAUUUAAAUAUGCGCGCAUCAGCGGCUGCCGCGGAAGCACACGCGGCUAAAUUGAGCGCCGCUGAGGAUGUGACUCAAAUAACCUCAUCCAUGGGCAGCGCUACAACGAGCCAAAAUAACACCAGCGAUCUGGCGAAGGUGACACUCACUACAACAGUGGCUUCUUCAACUACAUCUAAUGAGACGUCGGCCACAACUGCUGAGUGUGUAAAGGAGGAAACGAAUAAAGCGGCAAACAGAGUGGAUGAGAUUGCGAAAGCGAAAGUGUUGCCGAAAUCCGUAGCCGAUAGUGGUGUGACAACUGCUAUUGUCACUGAUGUCACUAACAUAGAGAACGCUACGUGUAACAGCAAUAGCAAUAGCAAUAGCAAUAACAAUAAUAUUAAUAAUAAUAACAACAACAGUAAUAGCAAGAACAACAAUAAUAACGGCAAUAACGAUGUCAAAUAUGGCGUGACGUCAGCUAGCGUGGCGAGUGAUUAAGAUACAGUCAGUCGUUGUGAAAUUUUCUUCGAAAUAGUAGACUCCGAAGUCAAAUAUUAUUGGCGAUGGAUGGAUGGCGAAAGCAUUACUAAUGACAUUUAAACGGUAAUUAAUUACUAAAUAUGUAACUUCUAAUACAUAAUAAAUUCUACCGCAUCAAAAAGUAGUUUCUGAACAGGCUAUCAAUUAUAAUUAUAUAUAUAUAAUAUAUAUAUAUAUAAUAUUUACAGUCUAAAUGUAAGUAAAAAUACAAAACAUAAUUUUAUCGUUGCUUGUAUAAUUUGGUAAUAAUUAAAUUAAAUAAAUUAUAAGUGAGUAUUAAAAAUUAUUUAAACUGUAAAUCAUUUUUUAACAAAACCAAAUCAUUAUAAAAAUUGUAAAAUUUACUCAUAUUAAAUAUAUUUAGCAGGAAUAAGUAUAUAAAAAACUUGAAUUCUUUAAAUGUACCUAAUUAGACCUCGUUGAAAAAAAAAAUGCAUAUAAUUGCUAAUACAUAUUUAUUUAUCCACAAUAUACAAUAUAAGUACGUAAAAGCAUACAUAUUGAUAUAUUCAAAAUAAUAAUGUAGAUCUACAUAUAACAAAGCUGAUAUACGUGGCAGGCUUUAAAUGUUUCAAAAAUGUGUAGUAUUAGAAAAGUGAAUUUAGAAUUUAAAUAGCGUUAAUUAAUAACUUUUAAGAAAUUUAACUUUUAAAAAUAUUUUUUGUUUUGUUUUAAGUUUCUAUUAAUAGUAUUGAACGAAAUAGAUAUGGAGAAAAUUCAAAUUACGUACAUAUGUAUGUAUGUACACUCAAGAUCAAAUAUGCCCCGGACUGGGCGUUACAAACUGCGCGCCCACACUAGCUUGUUACAACCUUUGUGUUUGUGCGUGUAAAGUUUGAGGCUCUAAGAAAAAAAAUUUUAUCAACCAGUUCGACUCAAAUGUGUACAUGCGCUUAAAUAAUUCACUUUAAGUACUGUCUAUUUAAGCUGAAAAUUUCAGUAACUCCGUUAAUUUAUUCAUAAAUAAGGGCAUAAAUUAUCCUUGUGUUAAACAAUUUUAAAUACGCACAAUUAAAGCUUUAAAUGUAUUAUCUAUCUUUUAUAUGCAAACUACAAAACUAUAGUUUUUAAAAGUUAAGCCCUCGCAAGACCUUAAUGUAAUUUAUUAAAUACCUUAUAUACUUAUAUUUAUAUACAUAUGUAAAUAAUCAAAGAAGUCGUAAAAAUGCUAUUAACUAAUUUAGAAAGUGACACAAAGUUUCGCUGCUCGCGAGAACCAAAAUAACCAACAAAUGAGCGAUGUUUAUCUAUUUUGUUGUAGAUAUUAAAUAAGCUUGCACAAAUCGCAUAAACUAAUGAAGAAAGCAAAAUAAAGGAAAACAUCAUUAAAUUUGCAAUAAUUUCAUACAUAGAGUACUUGUGCACACACUUACAUUUAUUGUACAUAUGUAUAUAUAAACGCGGCUGCUGCAUAUAAAAUAAUAUACACAUAUAUAAAUGCUGCUAAAUUUGCAAUAAAAACUUAAUAUCCUUCAAUGAAUGCCAGCAACAAAUACGUACGUAUAUAAAAUUCUCUGAUACGCACACUUAUGUACAUAUACAUACAUAUAUUCAUAUGUAAAUAUACAAUUGAUAUAUUGACAUAUUUAAAAAUAAACGCAUACAUAUAUAUAUUCGUAUGAAUAAAAUAUAUACGUUAUUUUUAAAAUUUUUAAUUUUUAAAUAGAAUUUUAUGUAUUUAUUUUUUUUCAAGCCGUUUGUAACUCGCCGUCAAUGCUCUGACAUUGAAAUAUUGAUUGCAUAAUUAAAUUCCGAGCUACUUGCCUCUUUAUUUCGUUUGAUUGACCAAUUGACGUGUACAUCACGGCCACUUCAGUUCGACAUUUCCAUCGUUAUUUUUCAUUUUGUAAAAUAUUUUUACGAUUUAUGAUUAUAAUUUCUGGGCGCCGCUGAUAUACAUGCAUACACAUUCAAUCAUAUGUAUAUAUAUGUAUUUGUGUAUAUAUUGCUGUGAAGAGUGUUUUAGUAAUUGCAAUUGAAUUGAAAAUAAUUAUUAAUGAGAACUAAAGCGGAGGUAAAUUGUAAAUAUACUCGAAAAUAUUGUUCCUGUUAUAUAUUAUUUAUGCACAUAUACAAACAGAUAUAUAUGUACAUACAUAUAUGCCAAGGUUUCUUAUUACUUUUGUAUAUAUGUAAAAUAUUUAGUUGCACAUAUUAUAAGUAAAUAUUUAUGUAAAAUAUAUAAUAUUUCAGUCUUAUAUUGUUUAUUUAUUUAUUAUUAGAGUUUAACAAUUCGUAAAAUUUCUACAAUUUUAUUUCUGUUUUUACUAUAUUUGAAUUGCUUGCUAUUUUUUGUUGCAUUACAUAUAGAAAUUUCUAUUAAAAUAUCAUUUAUUUGCAAUAGAACUUUUUAUUGAACUAUGUUUUAGCAAUUAAAAAUCGGCAUUAAGCGGUUAUAUCCACUUGAAAGACAGAAAAACACGUUUUCGCGAAUUCGUUUGAAGAGGCUUUUUAGUUAAUAAAUAUAUAAAAGUGAUGUACAUUUACAGAAUUUCAUUUGCCUUAAAAAUCGUUAAUUCAUUUUGAAACAUUUUGAAUACUCUUGAUUCCGUAGCCGAUCUGCAGGAGGACCAACAAAAACAGUUGUCUGGUGGUAAAGAAGAUUUUUCUGCUUAAAAUUAUUUAAUAUCCAUAAAAAAAUAUUAAAAUAGAUGAUUACAGGUUUUAAUCGAACAGCUAGUAGAAAUUUGUUUUUUGACAAAAUGACGGCUUCUCAAAAAACUCGUUUUUGUAAAGAAAUUUACACUUCAAUGUGGCUUAAAAAAUCCGAACUAUUAUCAAAAAUAUUAUUUCCUUGGUCAUUAUCUGACAAAAAUACAUAACUAAGGUCGUGUGAAAUUUUCAUCAUCGAAUCUGAACACUGUGCUCUGAAAAAACGCUUUCAGUUUUGGGAGCCCAUUACAUUAAGGAGUUACAUGUAUUUAGUCGAGCGAAAAACGCCCUAUUUUCAAUAAUUUUGUUUUUCAUAUAAAAAAUUAAAUAUAUUAUUCCAGCUUUUUAUUAUUCCGAAGAUACAUAUUAGAUAAAGAUUUUGUGAAAUUUUUAAUGAAAAAUAUUCAAAAGUCAUUACGACGUAAUUUCCGGCAGUCUUUCGGUAAAAAGGUGCUUCCGCGUUGACAGCAGAAUUUCUGACAGGAUCAUCAAAAAUAAAACAAAAAAAAAAACAUGCGUGUUUGAACUGAUGAGAUUAACUAGGUAUUGGGAUGAGAAAAACCAAAUAAAAGGGGAAACUUUAUGUAUUGCAGACGUUUUUACAAAAACAUGCCAAUUUUGGUGAACAUUUCUCAAUAUUUUUUGUUUAUUAAAUAGUUGUAAUUGAACAAAAAGAAAAAACAAAAAAAAUCCUCCGCAGCAAGACCGUGUGUAAAAUUUCAUUAACCCUUCUGUUAGUAACCAACUUUACCGACGUCUUUUAGCAACCUGAUCUGAGUAUUAUUAUUAUUUUGUUUAUUUUAUUAAAAAAAAAAAUUUUUCUAAAAAAUAUGUUUCUUCAAAUAUUAAUAGUCAGUGACAAUUUAAAGAAAAGAAAAAAAAUAACAGCGUAGAAUAAAAAAAAUAAAUAAAAAAAAUUUAAAAAAAUAAACUCACAAAUUGCUUUCUUUUAAGUUAAAAAACGACGAUUUGAGAGCUUAAAUGAAAUUUUGAAUUUUUUUUAAGUAAUUCACACAAAUACACCGCGGUGGCUACCCGGUUACUAACAUAAGGGUUAAGAUCGGUUGAGUAGUUCGUAAAAAAUCUUGACAACCGAUUUUGAAAACACAGUUCUGAGAAAAACGCGUUUAAGUGACUACAAGUAUAUAGCGGACCUCGAGCGCGCAACUUUUCAAAGCUGUAUCUCCAAAACUAUUACUGGCAUUAACUUGAGAAUUUAUUACAAUAUUCUAGAGAUGUUAUAGAAUUAAAUAAGACAACCAAAAUUGAAAACAAUUUUUUGAAGCCGUGAAACCCAUGUAACGCCUUAAGUUAAAAAAUCUUUACAAAUACGCUGAUAUCUCCGAAACUAUUCGACAGGUCAACUUAAAAAUUUUCGAGAGCUUUUUAAAAUAUAUGUACAAUGUACAUGCGAUAUGUGAGCAAAACAUACAUUUUUUUUUUGAUUUUAACAAAUGGAUAUAACCUCCUAAACACGAAUUCUGCUUUAAAUAAAAACAAAAAAAUAACUUUCGAACCAUUUAAAUAUACAUACAUAUGUAUGUAUGUACAUAUGUAAAAACAAGUCAAAAAGGAAAAUAAUUAGAAAAUUAAAAUACUUUUGUGUAUGUAUAAAUUAUACAUUUGUAUACUUCAUCAGCAUGAAUCUAUAAAUAAUAGAAUAAAUUUCUGUAUGUAUUAACCUCAAAACAAAAACAAAUAUUUCACAUACAUAUAUAAGUAAGUUAAUAAAAAACAAAGUGCAAGUUCACUGUUAUACCAUUAGUUAAAUAAAUUAUUUUUAAUUUAAUUUCAAAAUCACAAAAUAUAAACAGCAAUGGAGAAUGAAAUACUGUGAACAUAAGCUGAUAAAAAAGCAUAAAAAUGAAUGUCACGUAGGCAAAAUCAACAACAGCAAAAAUAUUUGCAAAUAUUUGGAAUAAACAAAAGCAGAAAGAGUAAUAACUUCUAUGUAUGUACAUAUAUACAAGCGUAGAUACACACAUACAUACAUACAUAUAAAUAUGUAUAAAUAAAUAAAAAAAAAAGUGUAGCAACAUCAAAUUGAAAGCGAAAUUAAAAAUAUGCAAACACAUCAAAAAUCCUCUAAAUCUAUGAAUAGACGCAUAGAUGUUUGUAACAUAAAUAUUUAAAUAAGAAUAAGGAAUAAUAAAGAGAAUUUAGCACAUUUA